Molecule: messenger RNA, 466 nt
Organism: Oryza brachyantha (malo sina)
Lineage: Eukaryota; Viridiplantae; Streptophyta; Magnoliopsida; Poales; Poaceae
Product: autophagy-related protein 8D
Exons: 5
Coding region: 1-360 (119 amino acids)
Biological process (GO): cellular response to nitrogen starvation
Source: RefSeq, a predicted model, not a curated record
AUGAAGCCCUUCAAGGAAGAGUUCACCUUGGACGAGAGGGCCAAAGAGUCGGCCGCCAUGAUCGCCUCCUUCCCCGAAAGGAUCCCCAUACAUGAUGUUAUUGUUGAGAGGUUUUCAAGAAGUAGUCUUCCAGAAUUAGAGAAGCGCAAGUACCUAGUUCCAUGUGGCAUGCCAAUUGGACAAUUUAUUUUUGUACUUCGUUCAAGGUUGCAUUUGUCUCCAGGAACAGCAUUAUUUGUGUUUGUCAGCAACACGUUGCCCCGUACUGCUCAGCUGAUGGGCAGCGUGUAUGAGUCCUUCAGAGAUGAGGGCGAUGGUUUCAUCUACAUGUGCUACAGCAGCGAGAAGACAUUCGGCUGACCAACUCCGUGGAAAUCUGCUUUCUUGCAUCUGUAUGUGUGGCUCGAUCAUCAAGAUGCAUGUACAUAUACUAGUAUCAUUAGAAAAUGCAAUGAAGUGUUAUACU